AUGGCCCAGCGAGGCGGGGAUUUUCUCCGCGGUGAGGCUGGCCGCGGUCGAAAGCCGCCAGACCGCGACCCACGGCCUCGUCGCCGUCAGGCCGCUAAGAAACUCGUCGUUGUAGUCAAAGGCGACGAGCUCGCCCAGCUCGGGCUGGCCGAAAACGGCCCCCACGCGGUAGUCGGGCGAGCUCGCCUCCGUGGGGUUGGCCUCCCCGACGUUCGGCAGGACCCGAGUUUCCACUUUGUAGAGCAGAAUACUAUGCGGCGAGGCGACGGCGAAGUGGCCGGACUUGGCGAUGACCCCGCGCCCGCAGGAGGCCCCGCACCCUGGCGGCACAAAGGCCACGGGCGCGAGCGACAUCUGAGGGCCGGAGAUGGGCAGAACGCGCAGCCGCCGAUUCCGUCCGGACGGUCGAAAGAAACACCACACACACAAAAAAAAAACCACACACGUCCGACGCGACGGCGAAUAACUGCGAUGGGGUCGUAA
Messenger RNA from Phytomonas sp. Hart1, 483 nucleotides. The record is from the annotation of a GenBank genome assembly. Lineage: Eukaryota; Euglenozoa; Kinetoplastea; Trypanosomatida; Trypanosomatidae.